AUGAAGACCGCCCCGCUGUCGCCAGAGCCGCAGGCUUCUGGUGGCGAUUACAUGUAUUCUGACUUACCUCCUGUUUAUCUUGCGAGUACUUCGAUAACUCCUGAGUCCUCCAAGGGCGCGAAUGGCGAGACCCCUAACAUUUCGAAUGGCGAGAUUCCUCAUAUUACGAAUGGCGAGACACCAAAGGGUACGAAUGGCGACGAUGUCGGCGAGGCGUCAGAAGACAUCAAUGCCGCUUUUACGAAUUUGUCAUUUGAGAAGAUCACAUUUGACCAUAAGAAUGUCAGAUCUGGUAUUUCGGAGGAUGCUUGUCUCGCUCACCUCAAGCUCCUCCAUGCUAUCCAAGCUAUGAAGGAUGACAUUGGCUACACUGACGGACUGUGGAAUCUCUGGAAUAGUCGUGGUAAAUGGGCAUUGGAUGACUACCGCGUUGAUGCUGAUUGGCCCAUGAUUCGUGCGCUCGAAAAGACCAAUUCCGCAACUGUACUACUGGCCGGCCAAGCUAGAAUUCGCGAGAAGAGAUGGGCGUUGUUUGUUGCUCGUGCAGUUGAGCGAUAUGAAGAUUGGUGGUAUUCUCUUGCAGAAACUGACAUGUUGACUGAAAAGGACAUGGCAACACCUGAUGACCCCAAGUACAGAACGUUUACAAACCGCGGUGGAUUGAGAUGGAAGGAGAGCAUGCUACCACCUUUAGAUGUGUUGAUGGUCCUUCAUACGCACAUGCUCAAUCCUCGAGCUUUCCUUGAAGAUUCAAUACGACACGGGAUGGGCUCGUUUUGGCCUGCGGGUAUGCCAUGGGAAUUAAUACAUAAAGCCAUCGACACAGACUUCAAUUAUAAUGUAUCCCACCAAGCGAAGAUCAAUUGGGUUGCUAAAACUGGUCAUCGCUGGCGAAAUCAGGAUGACGACAUGGAGAAGAUACUCAAGUGUCCCUUCUGCCCAAGCAAGAAUGAGAUUCCGUGGACGACAUGCGGAAUGAAGGAAGAUGUGAAAGAUAUCGAGUUUACUGGACUGAUCGGUCAUGGCUACGGUGAUGGCAACUUUAACCACAGGUGUCCUAAUUGCCAAAAUGAAAACUAUAAAGAGCUUCUAUCAGUGACAAAAUUCGUUUCCGACGCUUCCGCUCUUCUAGUUCAAAAUGUGCCGAUGCCAGGCACCAUUCUUGAUCCAGGCAGUGGCCGUCCUGAGGUUGUGCCUGAAGGAACCAAGGGCGAGAGAUAUUAUAGGACAUUCCCCAACCGCAUGAUUAAACGAGAGUUACGAAGCAAAAUCGCCGAGCUGAUCAAACCGCCAUCUCAGACACCCAUCAUCAAAAAGUCCAAGAGCAAGGCUAAGAAAGACAAGAUAAAGAAAAAGGAUAAGAACAAAGAAGAAGAAGAAAACAAGGCCCCCGAGCGAUUAAAUAUAAAGGCAGUGAGAGAUAUGAUUCAACACAUUCUGGUGAGCCCCAAAAAGAUUCGAAACAUAGAUUCAGAAACAGGUUUGUUUGCCCGCUAUCAAAUACACACUUGGGCUGGUAUAUGCAUCCGCAAAAUGAUGAGCCGAUACUGGCAGAACUUUUCUCCAUUCGGUCUUGAUCUUUGCGCCGCUGUUAUGCGCCAGGGCGUCUUUGUCGAAAAGAUGGUCAAGAUAGACUGGCUUCAUAGCCCGACUGCGCGGGAUACUAUGAAGCGGCUCCUUGUCAAAUACGACCGCUUCUUGCAGAUUAUGAAGAAGCAUCCUGGAAAAGUUGUCGUGCCGACGCUGGAUAUCGAUCUGGCUUGGCAUACGCAUCAGCUUAUCCCUUCACACUAUUACUACUAUACAGUUUCGACGACUGGGAAAUUCAUCGACCACGACGACAAAAUUGACGAGGACAAGCUCAGCAGAUGCUUUGAAUGGACAACAAAGACUUACCAAGAUAUGUUUGAUGCUGUGUACAGCGAGUGCACCUGCUGGUAUUGUGAAACAAUUCGUUCCUCGCAAAUAUCGGCUGUGGGCAGACUUUUUGAGAAAUCCGCCCAUAUAUCUUACCAUAAUUCCGUAAAGACGAUCGAAACGGCAGAUCGAAGGAGAGUUACCGCACGAGCGCGUACUCGACAGCGCCAAUGGCUAGAUCAAGAGUACCAAAAGGCGGCAAAGAGAGCAGAGAGGAAGGGUCAGAAAUUCCCUGCCAAAGAAGACUACUUUACUCUUUGGGGUGCUCAAUACACUAUGUAUGGGCCGUAUCCUUUCCCGCCAUGGUUUGCUCCUGGGAUGUACUAUGGAUGGGAUCCAUCUACAAUUCACAACGGCCAAGGAGCGUGGGCGAACUGUGCUGCCGCGGCUUGCGGGAAUGGAGGCAUAGCGGCUGGCGCCUGUGGUGGUGCUGGAGGAUGUAAUAAUGGCAACGGAGGGAUAUGCGGAUCUAGCGGUGCUGGGGUUACUGCUGGUGGUGCUGGUGGUGCUGGUGCUGGUGGAGGAGGAUGUGGAGGAGGAGCCGGCUGUGGUGGUAGUUAG
Trichoderma breve is the source of this 2478-nucleotide messenger RNA. Its product is annotated as glycine-rich domain-containing protein-like domain-containing protein. The transcript is spliced from 8 exons. NCBI's taxonomy places the organism in Eukaryota, Fungi, Ascomycota, Sordariomycetes, Hypocreales, Hypocreaceae. The record is from RefSeq and is a predicted model, not a curated record. Bases 1 to 2478 code for a protein of 825 amino acids.